Molecule: messenger RNA, 1616 nt
Organism: Tripterygium wilfordii
Lineage: Eukaryota; Viridiplantae; Streptophyta; Magnoliopsida; Celastrales; Celastraceae
Product: U-box domain-containing protein 21-like
Exons: 1
Coding region: 102-1469 (455 amino acids)
Biological process (GO): protein ubiquitination
Molecular function (GO): ubiquitin protein ligase activity
Source: RefSeq, a predicted model, not a curated record
AUCUUCUACCUAUCUUUCUCUCACACAUCCCUUUGUAAAUACUCCAAAAAACAAUCAGAUCAUCCCACAACUUUUUUUCAUUUCCAAUCACAGAAAAAACAAUGAUUCUGCCUUGGAAUAGAAGAAGAAACAGCCGAAGUUCCAACAAGAGCAAUUACAAGCUCUUCCAGGACAACUUGGACGUGGAAGUACUCAUGGUCCCUCUGCAUUUCAGGUGUCCAAUUUCUCUUGAUUUGAUGAAAGAUCCUGUCACAUUAUGUACUGGGAUCACCUACGAUCGAGAAAGCAUCGAGAAGUGGAUCGAAUCCGGUAAUUGUACUUGUCCUGUGACUAAUCAAGUGCUAUUGAGUUUUGAUCAGAUACCCAAUCACUCAUUAAGGAAGAUGAUUCAAGAUUGGUGUGUCCAGAAUCGGUCUUCCGGGAUUGAACGGAUUCCAACUCCUCGGAUUCCGGUCUCACACUACGAGGUUUCAGAGACUUGUAAGAGAAUAAUGGUCGAGGCUAAACGCGGUGAUGUAAAAAAGAUACACGAAUUGGUGCAGAAAAUAAAGAAUUGGGGGAAGGAGAGCGAUCGAAACAAGCGAUGCAUUGUUAGCAGCGAUGCAGGCUGUGUUUUAUCGGCCUGUUUCGAGUCAUUUGCAAAUGUAUCAAUGGAGAAAAAUGUGGAGUUGUUAGAAGAGAUCAUGUCAACACUAACAUGGUUGUUUCCUCUUGGUGUUGAAGGCCAAGCUAAGCUCGGAUCGCCAGCUUCUUUACGAUGCAUGGUUGAGUUCAUGAAGAGCCGAUCCCUUUUGGACAGACAAAACGCAGUUUUGGUACUGAAAGAGACGGUUUAUUCAGACCAAAUCCACAUUACCACAUUAGUGGAGAUUGAAGGUGUUUUUGAAUCACUGGUGAGCAUAGUUAGGGACCCAAUUUGCACCAUUGCUACAAAGGCUUCUCUAAUGACUAUUCUACAAAUGAUUUCAACGCCAUCAGCGAUAAGCGAGAAAAUCGUAUCAAGAUUUGAGGAACUGGGUUUGGUUUCUUUGAUGCUAGAGAUCAUAGUAGAUGCAGAGAAAAAUAUAUGUGAGAAGGCAUUGGGAAUCCUGGACAAAAUGUGUGAUUGGGAACAAGGUAGAGAGAAGGCUUAUGAGAAUGCACUGACUAUUCCUGUCCUGGUUAAGAAGAUGCUGAGAGUAUCAGAUUUGGCGACAGAGUCGUCAGUGUCAAUUCUAUGGAAGCUCUUGAAGAAGAAGAACAAUGAAACAACAAGAAGAGAUGAUGAUCAAAGGGUUGGUUGUUUUGUGGUAGAGGCAGUUCAAGUGGGUGCAUUUCAGAAGCUAUUGGUGCUAUUACAGGUUGGUUGUUGUGGUGGAAAUUACGCAAAGAAGGUUACUGAUUUGUUGAAGUUGAUGAAUCUUUACAGGGGUGAAGUAGAAUGUUAUGAUUCUUCAAUGGAUUUCAAGUACCUCAAACGUCCUUUCUGAUUGAUUUUUGUUUUGUUUUGUUUUAGGGAAGUAAUCAUUUUGUAUUUUUAGUGGGUUUAGGGAAGAAGACCAACUUUGUACAAAAAAAAUGCAUAGAUCACAUUAUUUGACUAAUGAAAGAGAAUACAAGUUAAUUAUCUCCAAGAA